Messenger RNA from Polypterus senegalus (gray bichir), 2923 nucleotides. RefSeq names its product protein atonal homolog 7-like. Gene Ontology annotation, biological process: neural retina development; regulation of DNA-templated transcription. Gene Ontology annotation, molecular function: protein dimerization activity. Bases 168 to 623 code for a protein of 151 amino acids. Lineage: Eukaryota; Metazoa; Chordata; Cladistia; Polypteriformes; Polypteridae. The record is from RefSeq and is a predicted model, not a curated record. The transcript has a single exon.
GCCUAAUGCGUUCUUCUCGAGUGGAGAAGCCAGUGAAAUUGUAACUACUGUAGAGUGCCAAAAUAUAUAUAUAUAUAUAUUUUUUUUAUAAAACAAGAAGAUCAGAACAUCUCCUUAGAUCCCAAGUAGGGGGGUUUUUCUGGGUACCUGUGUGUGACAAUUUGAAGAUGAAGACCUGUAAAUCAAAUAUCACUGAUUCUGUGUCAGGUCCAGCUUCUUCAUUUGGACUGGGAUCCCCUAAGGUGGAGAACGCUGCCAAGAGGAGACUGGCUGCAAAUGCCCGUGAGAGAAGGAGAAUGCAAGGUCUGAAUGUUGCCUUUGACCGUUUGCGCCGAGUGGUCCCUCAGUGGGGACAAGACAAGAAGCUGUCCAAGUAUGAGACCUUGCAGAUGGCCCUCAGCUACAUCGGCGCACUGAACCGGAUCUUGACAGACGCAGAGAAGUAUGGAAGUUCACAUAAAGACUGGCUUAACUUGCACGUGGAGCACUUCCAGCCAGAGGACUUUUACUACACAGGCCAUGAAAAUCCACAAGGAGAUGAUAACUACAAUCAGGCAAUCUUCUCAUAUGCACAAGAGACCCUACACAUGUUUAAUGAGAUCGACAGUCAUGUUGGACCCUGAGAAGUCAUCGAAAGAAAGAAAGAAAGAAAAAAAGAAAGAAAGAAGACUAACUAGAGGUGAUGUUGAACUGGACUUGUUUAUAGCGUAGGGGACGCCUCAUGUUUACAGGAAUCAGCAGUUCGGGUUUAAUAGGAAAUAUUCAGACCUGAGCCGUCAACCAUGAACUUUAGCAGAUUUCAUUACGCAUACGCCUUGCACAUCAUAACUUAAUUGACCAAUUCCUGAACAAGUUUAGCAGGUUUUAUAUAAAGAACUUAAUAAUUCAUCUUCAUGGUGUCAGCAGAAUUGCAAAAACCUCACUAAUUUCUGUUUCUAGGUAUGUAUAUAAUGCAGAUUAUAUGUUUAGAAUAUCUAACAUAUGUGUGUAGCAGGCCCUAAAUGAAAGGGUGGCAGAAUUAAAAGGUGCUACAGCAAUGUAGGAAAUGUUUUCCCCUGUUAGCAUGUUACUAGUCUUUUAAUUAACAGGUUACACAUAAUGUGGUAACAAUUGUUAGCAAAAAUAUCAAUCCAUCAAUCCAUCCAUUUUCUCCAUCUGUCUAUCCAGUUCAGAGUUUUAGAGCAGCAGUGUUGCAUUUAACCCUGAACAGGGAGGUGGUGGCACCUCACCUGGGGUGCUCAACGGCCCGAAUACCAACAUUUGUUCACAACAGAGCAAAAUGAUUAGCCGAACCUAUCAGCAUCAGUUUGUGGUAGGAAAUAGAGGCACGUGGAGCUACAGAGAUGGGUAGAGCAUGCAGAGACCAGGACAAAAAGUAUAAAACGCCAUGCUAACAGUCAUGCCAUUCAAUUUACAGAUAUAAACUCAUACAUUCUGUGUUUAUAAAUAAUGCUUUUUUCACUUUACACCUGUUAUAUUUUUAAAUCUUAUUUCUUCUGGCAGUUGUCUCAUUUGCCCUGAGUGUGCUAUGGCUUGUUCCAGUGGCCAGAGUAACCUUUCCUGUCACUGAGGGCAUGGCAUCCGGGUUUGUUCCCUAUAUGUAAUUGCAGCUUUAGGUUUAAAUAGCUGUCCCCUUUGUCGUGUCUUUAUCUGAGCUGUGCGUAAACAAACCAAAAAAACAUUGGUAAACCUAUCGAGAGUAUCUCUUGAAUUGAUCUAUUGGGCUGCUGGUUUUCACUUUGCCUUUCUGACCUCAAUUUACAGCUUGCUCUAUGGUUUGCUGUUGCGGCACUUAUCAGCCUCCUGAUUUGAUCCCUUUUCAGUUUCAUAUCAUUCUCUUGGUUUGUGUUUUAGAAAUCUCAUUGGUUUCUUGCUGGCUUGAAAAAAAAAUCAACUUUGUUGAUAUGGAGAACAAAUGACAUAUCAGGAAUUUACAACAGAGGCUGUCAAAGGAAACUUUAAUGUCAUAUUAACUUGGCUGACCAGACAUCCCAUGUUUAUGCAUUGCACCUAUUUUAAUUAUUGAAAUAUAACAAAAUGCUCUGUUUUUAACAGGCUUAUUAAUACACAUCUACGUAACAACAGGCACAAAACUGUUAGAUUUCAUAGAUGUCUAAAUUAUUUGCUGACCCAUACUUGAUAACUUCAUUAAUAAGCUGUGCCUUGUUUUGCAACUAUGAUAAUCAGCUCAGCUUAUCUUUACCAUAUUGUAUACAAAUAUACAGGGAGACGAAAUGACAAAGCUCAGGGCUCACAGUGAGCAAUUAGUGCACAUAAGACAAGGCAGCAUGAACAGGCAAAACCAUGUAACAUACAUGCAAACAUACUGUUUAAAAAAGGCAAUAUGGCAAUACAAUUAACUGCCACAUUACAUAAAACCCCAUGAAAGAAAGUUCCACUGAUCAAUGUGGUGACUGAUCUUUUCACAUGAUAGAUGAAGGGACUUGCGCAUACACUCUAAAAACAUGGCAUGACUUGAAUUGAUGAUUGUAAAUUGUCACAUUAUGACUGCCACCCAACCUUACACUGGGACAGCAUGCUUGAAAAGCACAGGUGUGGAAAAUGGAUGGAGAGACUUUACUCAAACAAACUGUAGCUAUCUCUCCAUGUCCUGCUCGAGGUGAGGUGGCGCAAUGCCAGUCUCAUCAUGUCUCUUCUGUUUUAUAAUCAGUAUUUGAGUUGUAUGUCACGGCUGAUUGACUUGAUGCCAUGACAUCAGUGCAUCCUUCAGUGACUUGAUUAACUUGAACUUUAUAAGUUUGCAGAUUUUAUAGGUUUGAUUUUAAAAUUGUCAGACUGUGCUUAUUUUUUCUUUUUACUGUGUAAAUAACACUUUAUUUGAAACAGAAUGUUGUCAACCAAAAUGUGUUUAUGACUGUCUAAUGUAUCUAUUGGCUAAGUUUAUUAAAUAAAUUUUAAACAA